CUUUUGUUUGGUGGCACAUAAGAAUGCUCAGUCCUGUUAGUGGGCAAGGUGGGGUUGAGUUGCUGAUAUACUUGCCCAUGGAAGCCUCUGCAAUUAGUCCCUCUGCUCAGCUCUCAUUUUUCUCCUACAGACCCGAUAGAACCAGAGCCUAUCCUUCUCGACCAUGGAAACAAAGGAUUUCUCAACCCACUCGAGUUCAUUGUCAGAAGAUGUAUGUCGGUGGUUUUGGAGAAGCAUCACCAGAAGCCAAGGCAGCCAAAAACAUCCACAACUUCUUCACCUACAUUGCAGUUAGGAUUGUCACUGCGCAGCUUCAGAGCUAUAACCCUGAGGCAUACGAGGAAUUGAUGGAGUUUUUGAGCAGACACUCAUUGAGUGAUGGAGACAAGUUCUGCUCAGAUUUGAUGCGCGAAUCCUCAAGGCAUAAAGGCUUAGCAUUGCGCAUUUUAGAGGUUCGAUCUGCAUAUUGUAAAAAUGAUUUUGAGUGGGACAAUUUGAAGCGGUUAGCUUUUAAGAUGGUUGAUGAAAGUAACACGGGAAUUAUGAGGGAUUAUGUCCUGGAAACCAGUCAUUCGGAAAGCUAGAAGUGAUCAAUCUCUACACCAUUCUGGGUAUGUGUGUAUAUUGUAAUACAGCACUCGUGCAAUGUGAUAUAUUGUGAUAUGCAAAAUGAAUAACUCAGACAUACCUGUAUCACUUUCAUUCCACAUCCCCAUGAUAAGUCUGAGAUGACGAUGUAUGAGAACUCACUGUCACCAUUCUCCAUUGAUCAAGGUUCUAGAGUUUAAAUGGUAAAAAAAUGAUUAGAUUUCUAA
Messenger RNA from Vitis riparia (riverbank grape), 815 nucleotides. RefSeq names its product chaperonin-like RBCX protein 1, chloroplastic. Bases 24 to 584 code for a protein of 186 amino acids. The transcript is spliced from 6 exons. Gene Ontology annotation, biological process: ribulose bisphosphate carboxylase complex assembly. Gene Ontology annotation, molecular function: protein folding chaperone. The record is from RefSeq and is a predicted model, not a curated record. NCBI's taxonomy places the organism in Eukaryota, Viridiplantae, Streptophyta, Magnoliopsida, Vitales, Vitaceae.